AUGUUUCUUGCAAAGGCUCUAUUGGAAGGAGCAAAUCAAGGUCUUGGACAAGCCCUUGGAGGCCUUCUUGGAGGAGGCGAUCAGAGAAGAGGAGGAGGGAAUAUUGGAGGGAUAGUUGGAGGAAUUGUGAAUUUUAUCAGUGAAGCUGCGGCUGCUCAGUAUACCCCAGAACCACCACCUACUCAGCAACAUUUCACCAACGUGGAGGCCAAUGAAAGUGAGGAGGUUAGGCGUUUUCGGCAACAGUUUGUUCAGCUGGCUGGACCAGACAUGGAGGUGGGUGCCACUGACCUAAUGAAUAUUCUCAACAAAGUCCUUUCUAAGCACAAGGAUCUGAAGUCUGACGGCUUUAGUCUUGACACCUGCCGGAGCAUUGUAUCUGUCAUGGACAGUGACACGACUGGGAAGCUGGGCUUUGAAGAAUUUAAGUAUCUCUGGAACAACAUCAAGAAAUGGCAGUGUGUUUACAAGCAGUAUGACAGGGACCAAUCUGGAUUUUUGGGAAGUUCUCAGCUUCGAGGGGCUCUGCAGGUAGCAGGCUUCCAGCUAAAUGAACAACUUUACCAAAUGAUUGUCCGCCGAUACACCGAAGAGGAUGGAAGUAUGGACUUUAACAACUUCAUCAGCUGCCUGGUUCGCCUGGAUGCCAUGUUCCGUGCCUUCAAAUCCCUGGAUAGAGAUGCAGAUGGCCUGAUUCAGGUUUCUAUCCAAGAGUGGCUGCAGCUGACCAUGUAUUCCUGA
This is a messenger RNA of Budorcas taxicolor (takin), 741 nucleotides long. It is a transcript of the gene CAPNS2, whose product is annotated as calpain small subunit 2. Gene Ontology annotation, molecular function: calcium ion binding. Bases 1 to 741 code for a protein of 246 amino acids. NCBI's taxonomy places the organism in Eukaryota, Metazoa, Chordata, Mammalia, Artiodactyla, Bovidae. The transcript has a single exon. The record is from RefSeq and is a predicted model, not a curated record.